AUGUCUAAAUAUGAACGCUUUGAAAUGCAACCAAAAGAAACAAUUCAGGAAAUGUUCACUCGUUUCACUAACAUAACUAAUGAACUUGUCUCUCUUGGAAGAAUUAUUCCCUCUGAUGAACAGGUUAGGGAAAUUCCGAGGAGCAUGCCUCAAUAUGACCGAUGGAGGACCAAGGUCACUGCAUUGUUCGAAACCAAAGAUUUCACCAAAUUCUACAUUGAGCAGUUGGAAGGAUCCCUAAUGACACAUGCAUUGCAUCUAGGAGUAGCUGUUCCUGAGAAUCCAAAAAACCGAGGUCUUGCUCUUAAGGCUGAGGAUCAAGAGGAUUCAGAACCUGAUGAAGAAGAGGCUGCUAUGCUGGCCAGAAGGAUGAAACGAUUUCACAGGAGCUUCAAACCUGGAAAUCAUAAAGGAAGGAACUCUGGAAGAAAAAUGAAUGGUUCCAAAUCUGACCAAGGAUGCUUAAAGUGUGGAACUGGGAAAGAUCCUUCAAAUGAGGUAAGCUCCACAACUCUUCAAACUUUGUCCAAUAAUAGGUUGAUUGAAUUACGAAUAGAAACUCUAGAUAAUUUUAAGAAGCUUAGUAUAAUAAAGGAACAAAGUGAUAAAGCUUUAGAACUCAGUAAAGGACAUAUAACCUACCUAAAUAAUGUCAGAUCUAAGGUGCAAGAACUCAGUCAAUACAAGUUGUUCAAUUUAAGUCUAGACCCUACUAGAUCCACUGAAAUAAAUAUGGGAGUUUUUACUGUUGAUCUAGAAAGAUUGAAUAGUGAGUUGACCACUGUAAAGGAACAAAAGGAGAAAUUAAUAAAGGAACUCGCUCUAGCUAAUGCUUGGAAACAAUCUACUAAACAACUCCUAAGUGGAUUGAGACUGCCAAAUCCAAAAGAACAGAAGAAAGAGGAACAGGCUCCAAAAAAUGAAAACUAUGUCAAGAAAAUGUGGGUUAGAAAGGCUGAUCCUAUAGUGGAAAAGGAACUCGAGGAAACCCGAGUUCUUGGAGAAAUUAUCGCUAUUGGAAAAGUCGGAAGGUUAAGUUCCCAUUCAAUCGACAACGUGUUCCUUGUAGAAGGAUUGAUGUAUAGUCUGCUAAGCAUUUCACAGUUUUGUGAUAAAGGAAACUCGGUAAGCUUUACUUUAGAAAAUUUUCGAAUUAUAAACAAUGACAGCAAGAAAGUUAUUUUGGAAGGAAGUCGGCAAAGGAACAAAUAUACUGUGGAUCUCAACAAAGUUCCAAGGAACAACUUAACUUGUCUUAGUGUCAUUGAAGAAGAUCCUCUUCUGUGGCAUAAGAGAUUCGGACAUGCCAGCUUUUCACUGCUUGACAAACUAAGAUCAAAGGAACUAGUAAGAGGGUUACCUUCUAUCAAGUUCCUUAAAGAUAAAGUUUGUGAAGCCUGUGCCAAAGGAAAACAUGUCAGAAGUUAUUUUAAGCCUAAGAACAUAGUAAGGACAACGAAACCAUUGGAACUCAUCCAUAUGGACUUGUGUGGACCUAUGAGAAUACAAAGCAGAAGUGGGAAACGAUAUGUCUUAGUUAUAGUUGAUGAUUAUUCACGUUUCACUUGGGUUAUUUUUCUAACAAGUAAAGAUGAAACUUUUGACGAGUUUGUUGCCUUUGCCAAGAAAAUUCAAAGAACCACAGCUCAUCAACUAAUAUAUAUAAGGUCGGAUCAUGGAACUGAAUUUGAAAACCACAAGUUCACUGAAUACUGCAAGGAACAAGGUAUUGAUCAUAACUUCUCUGCUCUUAGGACUCCACAAAAAAAUGGAGUCGUUGAAAGGAAAAAUAGAACCUUGGAAGACAUGGCUAGAACCAUGUUAAUUGCCAGUUCCUUACCACGUAACUUCUGGGCAGAAGCAGUAAACACAGCUUGUUACAUUGUCAAUAGAGUCAUGAUCAGGGUCGUAUUAAACAAGACUCCCUAUGAGCUACUAAAAGGAACAACACCUAAUAUCUCUUACUUUAGAGCCUUUGGAUGUAAAUGCUUUAUCCAUAACAAUGGAAAAAGAAACCUAGGGAAAUUCGAUGAAAGAGGUGAUGAGGCAGUGUUCUUAGGAUACGCCUUAAACAGUAAAGCUUACAAAGUCUAUAAUAAGCGGUCAAUGUGUGUUGAGGAGAGUGUACAUAUUAUUUUUGAUGAAACUAACAAUACUAAUGAAGUUCAGGAUCAGGAGAAUUUUGAUAUUGGUUUGAUUCGCCUUACAGAUAAUGAUGAGGAAUAUUCUCCACCUGAACUACACAAGGAAGAUUAG
This is a messenger RNA of Spinacia oleracea (spinach), 2256 nucleotides long. RefSeq lists its product as uncharacterized. The transcript has 5 exons. Lineage: Eukaryota; Viridiplantae; Streptophyta; Magnoliopsida; Caryophyllales; Amaranthaceae. The coding region runs from base 1 to 2256 and encodes 751 amino acids. The record is from RefSeq and is a predicted model, not a curated record. Gene Ontology annotation, biological process: DNA integration. Gene Ontology annotation, molecular function: nucleic acid binding.